AUGGCGUCGACCGCCGCCGCCCAAGCCUGCACAGCCACCGGCACGAACGUCACCGUGAGUGGUUUCGUCAUGGACAACUUCUGCAUCCAGCGGGGCAACCUUGUCGACAACCCAUCCGUCAUUACGCUCAAGGGCCCCGACGUGCACUCAAUCCACUGCCUCAUCGACCUCACGCCGUGCGUCGAGUCCAAGUAUGCGUUGCUGGCGCCGCCCGCGAACGGGUCCGACUUGUACUCGGUCAAGUACCAACUGGGCGACGCCGGCUCGGCGCUGACGAGGGCUGCGGCGGAGGGUGCUCGUUCUUUGGGUGGCAAGACUGGGUUCGGCGUGACUGUGACUGGAAUCGACGACGGCACACCCGAGCUCAAGUGCGUCGACAUCUCCAAGACUGUGAUUGCCGAUGGCAAGACGCUGACGUUGGCGGCGAUUCCCGCCAGCACCGGUGUCUCGUCGCUGGCGUUGCCUAGUGUGGUCGCUGCUGUUGGCGCUGUCAUCGUGGCAUUCGCGUUCUAA
Molecule: messenger RNA, 513 nt
Organism: Aphanomyces invadans
Lineage: Eukaryota; Oomycota; Saprolegniomycetes; Saprolegniales; Verrucalvaceae
Exons: 1
Coding region: 1-513 (170 amino acids)
Source: RefSeq, a predicted model, not a curated record